UUAUAAGCGAGAGAUUAAAGAAAUUUUGAACAAAUAUGACAAUUAAAUAAGUGUCAUAUUACCGAAUAGUGUACUUAAUCAUUGACUUCUUUUUUUAUUUGUUACAACUUUUCAUGCAUACAAAGCAGGAUGUUACCAUAAUUAGAUAGGAAUAAGAACUUAAUACAGGAUUAAACCGGAUUCAUAUAUUUGAUAUUUUGUACAAAGUAACAAAAGAAAAUACGCUUCGGUCAAGAUGGUUGAAAAUAAAUAUAACGUCCAGUUGGAUUUUGUGAGUCCAUCGAUAUAUCAAGCGCAUAGACAUCCUGUGGAUGGUACAGGGACAGUGAAGAAAAACAGACACAGAAGUAACGUAACAGGAAGACAACCGCCGGGUAAUGGUCGAUCGGGUACUCUGAACGGUGUAAGGCAAGAAGUAAUGACAAGUGCUUUGAACUCAAACAUGCCUCCAUCAACCUCUGUUCCCGAACCUAAUAUUAAUUUGAGCAGAGAAGAGUUGCUGAAACUUCUGAGCGUAUUCGAAGGAGAACUGCAAGCACGAGAUGAAGUUAUUGAAAUAUUAAAAUCAGAAAGACCAAACAAUCCAGCAAUACAAGAAAGAUAUGGUCUAAGUAACAUGCCUCUUCAAGCGUUACAAAGAGAUGCAGCAUCACUAGAUGCAACUACAAACGAUCAUGUUGCAGAACAAACAAAAGAGAAUCUUCAGAAGAUAAUACAGCAUCAAAAGGACUCGUAUAAAAAACUAAAACAAGCGCUUCUUGCAGCUGAACAAGCAAACCAACGGUUAGCAGUUGAGAUAACUGAUGAGAAAAAGAAACACCAAGAUUAUAUGAUCAAAUCUGAUGACUUUGUAAACUUACUAGAGGAAGAAAGAGAACGACUUAAAAUUGCUCUUGACAAAGAAAAAGAAAUAUCUGAAAACAGAGAAAUUGAAGCUAGUCGCAAAUUGAAGUCAAACAAGGAUGAAUUGGCAAAGUUAAAAUCACUUUCACUGGUACUUGUGGAGGAACGACAACACCAAGUCUCCGAACUAGCAGAACACAAAAAACAAAUAACAGAUUUAGAGAGACGACUCAAAGAAUCAGAAAUAAAGUGCAAAGAAUCCGAGACAGACAUAAAUGCUGAGAGAGAGCAUGCUAUACAACUGGAAAAUGACCUUGAAACUCAGAGUAACAAAUUUUUCGAAAGUCAGGAAGAUAUCAAUGCCAAGUUAGAGGAAGAGAAACAGAAGAACCUUCAACUAGAGGAAAAGGUGAAUGCUCUUACAGUACAAUUGAAAAAACUGAAAACAGUUCAGAGAAAUCUACAAAAAACAGAUGAUCAGCUUUGGAGGAUUCAUGAAAAAUUGGAAAAAGAUGAGGAACAUGAGUUACUGUUAGAGGAAGUCGAGCUUCUUAGGCAAAGAGUCAAAGACAUGGAAGAAGGUGAAAUGAUAUACACUCAGGCCCAAGAAGACUGCAAGGAUAUUCGCAUAAAGUUAGAAGAAGAAGUAACACUUACUAGAAGUUUGCGAUCCCAGCUAAAAACCUUGCAAGCGCAAGUUAAAGUACAAAAAGAUCUCCAAAGAAGUAUUGAAGACACUGAUUUUAGAUUUGAUGAAUUGCAGUUGAAAUUUGAUUUUGAGAAAAGGAAAUCAAAUGAUAUGAAGCAGCACUUGCAGAAAAUGAAAGCAAGAAUGACUGAUCUGGACCAAUAUGAGAGUAUCAUGCAAGAAAGUGAAGAGAAAAUGAAGAAAAUGAAAGAGAAAAUAAUCCUGCUCCAGGGGGAUAAAAAAUGUGUGGAUGACCAAGUCAAAUUCCUGAUUGAAAAGAAUUUGCAGUUUAAGAAUGAGGGCAAAGCAGACAAGGAAAAGGUAACAGAAAUUACUGAAAAGUUUAUCAACGAAAGCAAAAAGGUGCUGAAGUUGAGAGAGGAGCUUGGCCAAGAAAAGAUGAAAUUUUCAAGUCAAUUUGUCCUAAUACAAGACAAGUUGAAAGAAGCAGAAGAAAAAUUAAAACAAAUGUCAUCAAAGAAACAAUCACAAGCAGAAGAAGCAAAUGAUAGACUGAGACGACAAGUUAUCAUGUUAAAAACACGACUUGAUGAGCUAGAAAUUGAAAAUGAAGAAAAAGAGAAAAAAAUAACAUUGUUGAGAGAAGCUCCGGCUCCAAAACAGAAGAAGGCUGUACAUGACACAUCUUUCGACCUUGUGGACAUGGUACACAAAUUACAUGAAACAGAGGAGAGAUGUGAGGAAUUAACAAAGCAACUGCUUAUAAAAUCAAAAGCCUGUGAAGAUCUGAAGAAGGACUUAUCAAAAUUCAAACAAACCAACAAUAAUUGUAACCUGAAGGGCAUAUCAGUCACAGCAGUAUGCACACAAACGGAAGACAGGACAUCAUCAGAUAAAAAACAAGAAAUUGAAAAUCAGAAGUCUGUCGCCCCAACUCAAGACACUGUCAAAUCCAACUCUCUUAGGAGAGCGCAAACUACUGCAAAAUUACCCACUGCAAAAGUGUUUGUUGGGUCCGACAUUUCACAGAGCAAACCAGCAUUUUCAAUCACAAAAAUGAACAGCAGGCCACCAAUAUCACCUGUAUCAUCUUUGACAAGAAGUAGUAAAGUGGCCCCAGUAAAUUUUCGUGUUACAAAGAAACCACCACCUUCGCAACUUAAAGCAGAGAUCCCUCCAACACCAGUGGAAAACAAAUCAUUACAGGAUGUCUCAUCCAUAAAAUCCGAGCACAGCAAAAACACUACAACCAUGAAAGCUAAAAAAGAUGUGGAUACUGGAGCACCAGUUAAAACAACUGCCAAUGAAAAUAUCGCAUCAAUAGCUGAGCCAACAAGCAAACCUACAAAUGCAGCAAAAUACAAACAAGUUCAAACCAAAUCAAAAAGUUCAAUACCAUCUUCACCAAAAAUUAUUAGAUCAAGAAAUCUAUCUAAAACAAGAGAAAGCGGGAAGCAGGUAACACCAAAGGACUCAAUGUCACCAACAAGAAUACCAAAAUUCCGAAGCAGCCAAACGUUUCAAAAUCUUUCAGAACCUUCCAAGUUCAAAGGGACUUCAGUGAAUUACAGAAAAAAUGGGCAGCCAAAAUAGCAAAAUAACAGUAAAGUGCCAUCAUACUAUUUAUAUAUUGAAUUGUUUCAAGUUUUGAACUUGCCAAAUAUUUUUUUAGUUCAGAGAAAACAUUGUAUUGCAAACCUAUUUCAAAAAUAAAACUAUAUUUUAUCAUUUGUCAUUAUUGUUGUCUUUAAAUACUUUGUGGCACAUGUACAUUUUACUUCUAUCAAUUUGUUAUAUUAUAUGUACAGUGCUAAUGGUGCCUUAUUAUGACAUGUCAGAUAUUUCAAUGAGAUAUCUUAUUUUGAGUCAUUGUCAAUAUGUGUUCAAUCUCAAUAGAUUGGCAAACAAUCAUUUAUUGUAUACUAUUUAUUUCUUCGAUUUUUAUUUUCUGCUUUCGUUUCAUAAUCACCAAUUGCACUUGUGUAAAUAAUAUACAUUGAAAUAAAAAUGCCUCAGCAAAAUGAG
This is a messenger RNA of Styela clava, 3517 nucleotides long. RefSeq lists its product as uncharacterized. The record is from RefSeq and is a predicted model, not a curated record. Lineage: Eukaryota; Metazoa; Chordata; Ascidiacea; Stolidobranchia; Styelidae.